AAUUAUCAUUUCAUUUUCACUGACAUUGUUAUACAACCAUACCAGUUGACAUGACUCCAGAUUAAUUCGUUCAAAGGGUGAGGCAGCUGUUGUUAGCGUUGUAUCGAUGUUCUUAAUGGUAGUCUUGGUCACUGAAAUUAAGUUUUUACUAGAAUGGCAACCCAUCUGAAAUUUUAUUUUUCAAAGCGUUAAAAUAUGAAGACUGAAAGUAAAAAAAAAGAGCAUGUAUGCAGUAGUUUGUUUGUUUGCUUGAACGUCAAGUAUAUUUCUUGUUUGUUCUGCUCGCAUUUAGAAUGCAUAAAGUGAAAAAAUUUAUUGACAUAAUGCGUAAAAAAAGACGUCAUUCAUACAUUCUGCGAGCGCGUUAGAAGAGAAAAACAUGCCAGAAAGCAUAUCGCCAGAAUCAUUUGAUCAGUAACAGAAGAAUGAGGAAAUAGAAUAUAUUAUACUAUGAAUUUGUUGUAGCUAAGAAUGCACCAGUGACGGUGAAUCAUCGGUGCCACCGUACACCUGAUGCACCGACCCCAAUAUGUCACGCUAUUUUUCAAGAUCUAUUAAUGUAUUAGACGAAUUAAUCUGGAUUCAUGUCAACUGGUAUGGUUGUAUAACAAUGUCAGUGAAAAUGAAAUGAUAAUUAUAGUUGAAAAAUUACGUAAACUCGUUCAUUAUACCAAAAUAUUUGACAAUACGCAAGCAUGCAAAGAUUAUAUUGAACGAACAAAAUAUUUAACAACAUUUCUUGUUACCUCUUUUGAAUAUGCCGAAAUAAUUGUACCGCAGAUACAUCAUUUUGAAAGCAUCCAAUCCAUUUAUAUUUAUUUUGUUGAUAAAGAACAUCAGCAGCAAUGGAUAUCAGAUUAUUCUAAAGUAACUAAAUACAUAUCAAUUAAUGAGCAAUUACUGAAUGUUCUAAGAAAUGAUGUGCAAAAAUAUCUAAAACGAGAAAAAGAGCGAUUUUUCGAUGAUAGGAAAGAACGUGAUUUUACAACAGAAAAUGUUCAUUCAUGGUGGAUAUUUUUUAUUGAAUUCUUAUGUUAUAUUCCAUAUCGAGAUCGUAGAAAAGAAUUUCUGAUUUAUUUUUUAAAAACACACUAUGAUUGUGCGGAGAGUCACUUAAAAACAUUGGAAGAAUUUGAACGCGAUUAUCAACCGAAUAACGCUAUUGAGUGGUAUACAUUAGACUCAUUUUUAUACAGUUUAUUAAACAGAGGCCUACGUCAAAAAGAUAUUGUUACAGCAUACAUAUUUGGCUUCUUUCUUCAAGAUUUAUAUCAACAAUUAAAGUAUGAACAUGAAGUAUUCAAAUUAAACUGUUUAGAAAGAGAAGAACCUUUUUCGAUAUGA
Molecule: messenger RNA, 1344 nt
Organism: Didymodactylos carnosus
Lineage: Eukaryota; Metazoa; Rotifera; Eurotatoria; Philodinida; Philodinidae
Source: the annotation of a GenBank genome assembly